AUGUCAAAGCUCUUCAUAGGCGGUCUUGCGUGGCACACUGAUGACGCAACCCUGCGCCAGAAGUUCGAGGAGUUCGGCCAAGUUGAAGAGGCAGUAGUCGUCAAGGACCGCGACACUGGCCGCAGCAGGGGAUUCGGUUUCGUCCGUUUCGCCACCGAUGCCGAGGCCGACACUGCUAUGCAGAACAUGAACAACAUUGAAUUCGAUGGACGUACCAUCCGCGUCGACAAGGCUUCUGACCGUGCCGGUGGAGGUGGUGGAGGUGGUGGCCGCGGCGGCUUCGGAGGCGGCUACGGACGUGGAGGCGGCGGCGGUGGUGGUAGCUACGGCGGCGGCGGCAAUGGCUACGGUGGCGGCGGUGGCGGUCGUGGCUAUGGUGGUCAAUGGGGCCCCCCUGGUGGUCAGGGCGGUGGUUACCAAGGUCAAGGCGGCUACGGCGGCCAGGGCGGCCAGCGUCAAGGCUACGGCGACCAACAGCAGCAGCAGGGCGGCGGCGGCGGCCAGUGGUAA
Boeremia exigua is the source of this 510-nucleotide messenger RNA. Its product is annotated as RNA recognition domain-containing protein. NCBI's taxonomy places the organism in Eukaryota, Fungi, Ascomycota, Dothideomycetes, Pleosporales, Didymellaceae. Gene Ontology annotation, molecular function: RNA binding. Bases 1 to 510 code for a protein of 169 amino acids. The record is from RefSeq and is a predicted model, not a curated record. The transcript is spliced from 6 exons.